CAUUCCAAAAUUUCGAAAACACUUCGAAAAUCUUUUCACUAACUUGGUGGAAAAUAUUAAGACGAAAUAUAUGCCUUCUGCUACAACAACAAUACAUGCGUACAAGCAUUUUAAUAAGGAUUACACGGAAGAUGACUUGAUGAAGGCCGGGAUUUUAGGAUGGUGCUUUAAAUUGCAAGACGUCCACUUGGUUAUCGUUGAUGACCUAAUGGAUGAAUCAGAAAUGCGUUACAGUAAACCAGUCUGGUACAGACAAGUGGGAGUAAAGCAAGCUAUAAUUGACUGUCUAAUUUUUGAAGCAAGUGCUACCUACCUAGUUUUAAAAUAUUUUUCUGAUCACAAGUAUUUUCCUCAAAUCCAGAAGGAGCUACUAGAUAACAUUUCACCCACUGAUACUUCACAAUUACUAGAACUUACAAAUUUUAACUUGGAAGACUAUGAAUUUUAUGAAAAUUUUGUGAAGUCUUAUCCAUUUUUAGUACAUAGUGUUACAUCCGUGAUGUACAUGGUUGGUAUUAAUGAUCCAGAGCUUCACUCUCUAGUGAAAAAGUUUUGUAUGGACGUUUGUAUAUUUGGAAAAAGAUAUGAUGAUAUUUCUGUAAUUGUAGAAUCAAUAAGUGUCGCUGAAAAAGACAACACAGAUAUAGCUUCUUCUAAAGUAACGUGGAUGGCUAUCCAAGUGUCCAAAAUAGGAAGCCCGCAACAAAAGAAAAGGUUUAUGGAACACUACGGUAGCUCCGACCCUAAAUCAAUUUCGAUCAUUUUUGAUCUAUACCAAGAACUAAAUUUAGUUGAACGUUUCGACAAAUACAUGAUGGAUUAUUAUGACGAGAUGUACGCACGAAUUCAGAAUAUGCCUCCACGGCUACCGAAAGAGUUUUUCUGUAAUAUAUUAGAUUUGUCCGUAUCAAAUAAGUUAUACGCUUAA
This is a messenger RNA of Diabrotica balteata, 928 nucleotides long. The record is from the annotation of a GenBank genome assembly. Lineage: Eukaryota; Metazoa; Arthropoda; Insecta; Coleoptera; Chrysomelidae.